Messenger RNA from Colletes gigas, 1700 nucleotides. It is a transcript of the gene MED19, whose product is annotated as mediator of RNA polymerase II transcription subunit 19. Gene Ontology annotation, cellular component: mediator complex. Gene Ontology annotation, biological process: positive regulation of transcription by RNA polymerase II. Gene Ontology annotation, molecular function: transcription factor binding; transcription coregulator activity. Bases 834 to 1562 code for a protein of 242 amino acids. Lineage: Eukaryota; Metazoa; Arthropoda; Insecta; Hymenoptera; Colletidae. The transcript is spliced from 4 exons. The record is from RefSeq and is a predicted model, not a curated record.
UAUGGUUGCUUAUCUAUAUACCUGGGCUCCGUACAUGUCUCUCGAUCUAGAAGCAAUGUCUAGUUUUCGAAGUGUUCGCUUUUAAUGUGAUUGCGCGAUGUGCUAGAACGGUGUUUAAAAGAGGGAUACGGAAAAUAUGUUUAAUCGAGUGGUGCUUCGGUAAGACAUGAGAACAAGAAGGAGGGUUUGUUGGUUAGUGGGGAUACCCGAAGAAAUAAUGGAUUUAGAUGAAUUAUUAUACACGGAUCCGUCUAGAUAUAAUUGCGUCAGUAUGUACUCGACUAAGUACCAUAACAGUGUAAAAUUUUUAAUUGAUUUCUAGUUUAGAGGCAGAACUCUGUUCGUGAUGUCUUGCUAGUGACAACAACAGUUUCCGUUUUGUACAAAUUGUAACCUACGAACGAAACCGAAAUGAGUGAUACGAUCAAGAUGUUAACGAAACGAUCAAUCGGUAUCUCAACUAAUUUGUGGCCGUGUAGAUUGUGGUGAUGAUCGUUGUGCAACCCCAAAUAUUUAUAUUUCGUGAAAUUGAGUUGAAAAAAAAAAAAAAAAAAAAAGAAAAUCUUGAAACGUUUCUUAUAUAUUGUACCACUGAUUGUAUAACUUAUCAAAUUAUGUAUCCCCGUUGUCGCUGUGUUGCAUGGUGCCUGUACACGAUAAUACGAGAAUUAUGUGUUCGUUGUGCAUUUUUGUAGUAGCACCGAGUUGUUCUUUGAUGCUUUAGUAAAGCAUAAACGUUCAUUGGUUAACCAAAACAAACUUUAAACGAUUAUUUGUGCUCUCCGCUAGAGCUCAUUAAUUGUAGUGAAGGUGCCAUGAAGUAAAAUCAAAGGAUGAUGAUGGGCGAUCAGUUUCGUAACAAAGUGGAGCAAUAUUCACCAAAGUCAUCGCCCAGGGGCGCACGUUCCCCUGUUGUAUCGCGUCAGGAUUCGACAGGGACCUUAAAGACAACCAUUUCCCUGGGAAAGAAUCCUUCUAUUGUCCAUAGUGGGCCAUUUUACUUGAUGAAGGAACCCCCUGGAGAAAGUGAACUCACAGGGGCAACAAAUUUAAUGGCCUAUUAUGGCCUAGAACAUUCUUAUAGUAAAUUUAGUGGAAAGAAACUCAAAGAACAACUUUCCUCCUUUUUACCUAAUUUACCUGGAAUAAUAGACAGACCAGGUCAUCUAGAUAAUAGCUCAUUGAGAUCCGUCAUCGAAAAACCUCCGAUAGGUGGAAAAGAAUUGUUACCAUUGACCAGUGUUCAAUUAGCUGGCUUUCGUUUACAUCCUGGGCCUUUACCGGAGCAGUAUCGCUAUGUGAAUCAAGCUCCACAAAGAAAACAUAAGAACAAACAUAAAAAGCACAAACACAAACCGGGCGAGAUACCUAGCGGUCAGGAAGCAACGACAACGGAUAUUGGCGGUUCGGAUACUCACGAAAAGAAGCAUAAAAAGCAGAAAAGACACGACGAAGAAAAAGAAGCUCGGAAGAAACGUAAGAAGGAGAAAAAGCGUAAAAAACAAAAGCAUAGUCCCGAACACACCGGAGGAUUAACACCAUCUCAGCAUUCCAAUUCGUGAUCUUUAAUCUUACCCUUUCUGUUUGUAUCUGACUUUUGACCUGACAUUACGAUUUUUAUAGGCGCAAUUAAAUUCUCUUAUUUCCGUUAAGAAUAAACACAUGUACAGACAAUUAUUAGAUCUAAAUAUCUUCGUAAA